Molecule: messenger RNA, 1389 nt
Organism: Cuculus canorus (common cuckoo)
Lineage: Eukaryota; Metazoa; Chordata; Aves; Cuculiformes; Cuculidae
Product: gonadotropin-releasing hormone II receptor
Exons: 4
Coding region: 1-1389 (462 amino acids)
Biological process (GO): G protein-coupled receptor signaling pathway
Cellular component (GO): membrane
Molecular function (GO): gonadotropin-releasing hormone receptor activity; peptide binding
Source: RefSeq, a predicted model, not a curated record
AUGUGGCCCAGCAGCAGGCACAGAGGUGGCUGCAGGCACCAGUGGAACCAGCUCUGCUCCCCCGUUCCCUGGUUCCCAUUGCUCGCUGCUGGUACGGAUGCAGAAGCCCUUGGCGUGGAGAGCCAGCAGCACAUGAGCUGUGGUCCUGGCAUGGCCUGGCUGGACGGUGCUGGGCAGGACACCCUGGCUGGAGGAAGGGGCCGCCUGGACCAGGACCUGGCAGAGGGUAAUGCCAGCGUGGAGCCCCCCAGCAGUCUGAUUGCCCCGGAGCGUGGCUGUGCCUGGACCCCCUCGGCUGAGGACGGUGAGGAGCCCCUGCGGCUGCCCACCUUCUCCUCUGCUGCCCAGGCCCGUGUGGCCGUCACCUUCGCUCUCUUCGCCCUCUCUGCUGGCUGCAACCUGGCGGUGCUGCGGGCGGCAGGCGGGCGGCGGGGUGGGCGGCGCUCCCACAUCCACCUGCUGCUGCUGCACCUGGCCGCCGCAGACCUCCUGGUGACAGUGGCAGUGAUGCCGCUCGACGCUGUCUGGAACAUCACACUGCAGUGGCGGGCGGGCGACCUGGCCUGCCGCCUGCUCAUGUACCUCCGGCUGCUGGCCAUGUACGCCUCUGCCUUUGUCACCGUUGUCAUCAGCCUGGAUCGGCAGGCCGCCAUCCUGCGCCCACUGGCCAUCGCCCGCGCCCGCAGAAGAAACCGCAUCAUGCUCUACAUUGCCUGGCUCCUCAGCGCGGGGCUCUCGGUGCCGCAGCUCUUCCUCUUCCACACGGUCACCCUUCGUCCCCCGCACAACUUCACUCAGUGCACCACGCGGGGCAACUUCCCCCAGCCCUGGCAUGAGACCCUCUACAACAUGCUGGGCUUCACCUGCCUCUUCCUGCUGCCGCUGCUCAUCAUGGUCUGCUGCUAUGCACGCAUCCUCCUGGAGAUCUCCCGGCGCAUGGGCUCCAGCCUCUUUUCCUCUCGGGACCUGUCGCUGCGGUGCUCCAGGAACAACAUCCCGCGUGCACGGCUGCGCAUGCUGAAGAUGAGCCUGGUCAUCGUCUCCUCCUUUAUCCUCUGCUGGACGCCCUACUACCUGCUGGGGCUGUGGUACUGGUUCUGCCCACGGGUGAUGGAGAAGACAGUGUCACCGGCCCUCACCCACAUCCUCUUCAUCUUUGGCCUCUUCAAUGCCUGCCUGGAUCCCAUCACCUACGGGCUCUUCACCAUCCCCUUCCGGAAGGGCUGGGGUUGCCCCUGCAGGCACAGCCCCAAGCCCCAGCUGCCCUCGACAGCCACUGGCUCCUUCCACUGCUCGGCCUCCUCGCUGCCACCGAAGCAGUGCGUUCUGAGGCCACAGGGGUGUCCGGUGCCCGCUGGGGCCGGCUCCUGCCAGAGCAGCUCGCUGUGA